Molecule: messenger RNA, 2118 nt
Organism: Anthonomus grandis grandis
Lineage: Eukaryota; Metazoa; Arthropoda; Insecta; Coleoptera; Curculionidae
Exons: 4
Coding region: 1-1254 (417 amino acids)
Source: RefSeq, a predicted model, not a curated record
AUGACUGAUAUUAGUGAUGGCUACGGUUAUGAUUUUGACCAAGACAAGGAAUAUACAUUACCUGAAAAAUCAAAAAAGAAAAAAGAAUGCAGAAUUAAAAUUCGUGGUCGUUAUAUUAACAUUCCAACCCGAUCCAGUAGCAGUGAAAGCGAAUGUGAAGAGUCAGACUUAGAAAGCCAUUUAACUAGAAACAAUCCUGGCUGCUCUACUAGCUCGUAUAAGACUUCUAAUUCUGCAAUGCAAUUUAAAGUAAACAGCAAAACUGAGAUUAAAAAAUCUUCUCAUCCGUCUUCUGUUCAGCUGCAAACAAAUUUUAAUAGAAAUAUUUCCGGUUGUUCCACUACGUUAACGCUAAACACCUCAAAACAAAAAGUGCCCUUAGUAAAAGAUGGUAAUAUUGAAGACCCUGAAACAGAGUAUUAUAAUUCUUAUAACACAGCAACCUCACAUGAUACUACGGAUUCUAAAGAAGAUAAUUUGAUAAAUGAGACAAACAAAAAGUUAACACGCAAAAGACAAAAAAAUACAUCCGAAUGGGCAUGCAAUAUAAGAAAAACUAAAUUUGAUCGGGGCCUUGAAUAUAUUUCUUCGCGAAAAAAGGUCGUUCCCGCCAGGGAGAUUAAAAACAAAAAAGAUUGUUUACAAAAAUGCUUAUUUAAAUGCUCUCGAAUAAUAAGCGAUGAACAACGAAAGGAGAUUUUUAAAAAUUAUUAUCUGCUUUCAGCUGUUGAAAAAAAGAACUAUAUUUUAAACACUACUAAAGUUGAUAGUCCCUGGCGGAGAAGGAAAGGAAAAAAGCCUGAUAAUUCAAGAAAAAAGAGAACCUUUAUAUAUUAUUUUGAGUUAAAUGGUCAACCAAUUCAAGUUUGCAAAGACUUUUAUACAGGAACUUUAUGUAUAAGUCAGAAACCAAUUUAUACAACUCACAAAAAUAAAACGGUGACUAACACAUUGACUAAAAGUAUACAGGGAAAACAUCAGAAAAGGGUAACGUCACCUGAAGCUAUAGAUUUUGUUAAAGAGCACAUAAACUUGGUUCCUCGUGUGGAAUCACAUUAUUGUCGCAAGAACCGUAACAAAGAAUAUGUCGAAAGUGGAUUAAGCAUUAAAAAAUUAUAUGAACUUUAUGUGGAUUUGGCAAAAGAACGCGAAAAAGCUCCAGUUUCAUUUUCUGUUUAUAGAAAAACAUUCUGCAAUAAUUUUAACAUUGCUUUUCAUAAGCCACGCAAAGACAGAUGUGAUACGUGCGCAUAAGCCACGCAAAGACAGAUGUGAUACGUGCGAGGAAAUAAAGCUAAAAAAAAUAGAAAAUAAGAUGGAUGACAGUUUGGAAAAAAAAUAUGCUGAUCAUUUAAAUGAAAAAGAGUACAUGAGAAACGAAAAACAAAAAGACAAGGAUAGUAAAAUCCCAAUACUGUGCUUUGAUCUAAAAAACGUUUUAACAUGCCCAAAAGCUGACAUAAAAAACUUUUUUUAUAAAAGUAAACUAAAUGUUUACAAUAUGACUGGACACCUCUCCAUAAGCAAAAAAGUAUACUGUGCUGUGUGGAGCGAAGCUUUACAUGGAAGAAAGGGAAACGACAUUGCAAGUGCGGUUUACAAAAUACUUGAUAAAGUUAUGCAGGACAAUCCAGAAUUUACAGAAAUUAUUUUGUGGAGCGACAGCUGCGUUCCGCAAAAUAGAAAUAGACUCAUUAGUUAUGGCCUUAGUCACCUAAUUCAAAAACACAACAACCUAUCAAAAAUCACAAUGAAAUUUUCUGUUCCUGGUCAUGCUUGUAUCCAAGAAGUAAAUGCAAUCCACAGCUCAAUCGGAAGAUCAUUAAAUAAGGUAGAAUACUAUUCUCCUUUAUCUCUUUUACGAUACCUUUUAAAAGUAAACCUCCAUAAUCCAUAUACAAUUAUCCACAUGAAACAAGAAGAUUUUAUAGACUUUCAGUGUUUUUCAAGCCAACUCAACUACAAUGCUGUGCCAUUUUCAAAAGUAGUUUCUUUGCAGUUUUCUAGAUCGUUUUUCGAACUCAAGUAUAAAAAGGUAUCUACCUUUAACCCCACAGAAAAAUUUAAAUCUCUAAAUUUACAUCAAAGAAAAUUGAGAAAGGGGCAUGUUACAGCUGA